CCGAGUAAACGCUCUAAGAGCUUCUACUCUAUCUCUAAAGUAUAGUGUCCAUAAACACAUUCAGUUUUUUUGUUACAACUCAUUACUUUUAAUCACUACUUGUUACGAUCAAAACAGUCCGUGUUCCACCUGAAUGAGCCGUUAAUGAUUAUUCGCACAUUAGUAAUUGCUGUAAAAUGUAUGUUGUGCGACACGUCAUACAAACUCCUCAAAAUCUUUUUCCACCCUUGUCACACGUAUUAAAUGACACAUGUCACACGAGUUGGCUUAAGAAGCCUUUUGAUUUAUGGUUUCAGAUCCCAUUUUUGAUUGGUAGCAAGAAAAACUGAAGCAAUAUUCUAGCGCAGUCAUCAUGAAUCAGCAAUUUACAACGACUCAUCAUUUUUAAGAACUAAACAUUGAUCAUUUAGGAAUUACAUUUACAUGUAAGAUGGCAGCCGAAGGACAAUCUGCUGAUAGUUCUGAGCAAGGUACUCCAAGCCGCAGGAAGGAAAGUAUAAGCGAAGUCUUUAUACCAAAGGACACAAUCGACCAGCCAUGCGAUGUUGUUUUGUUGGUCAAAGAUGGCAAAGAAUUCAAAGCUCACAGACGAAUUCUCUCAGAGGCCAGUCCUUUCUUUGAAAAGCUGCUGAACAGCGACAUGAAGGAGACUCAAGAAGGAGUAGUUAAGUUGGAGAUGUUUACCGAGUCAGUCAUAGCGGCCACGCUACAGUUUAUUUACAUCGGCGACGUUCAUAUAUUGGCCGAAGACAAUGCCCGAGACCUGAUCGUUGUGGCCGAUUAUUUGAUUCUUGACAAACUAAAACUUCUCGCUGGAGGGGUUUUAGUUCAGACGCUGAACGCAUCAAACUGCAUUUCAACUUACUAUUUUGCUGAAAGGUAUCAAUGCGAAGACCUUCUUUCGAACACUAAGAAGUUUUUCCUUGCAAAUUUUACCUCCGUAUAUGUUACGAGCCGUGAAGAAGUUUUGAAUAUGUCGAGCAGAGAGGUUGAAAUGUGGAUUUCAAGUGAUGAGAUAGAUGUUAGCGCCGAGGAAGAUGUGUUCAAGAUCAUUCUAGCAUGGAUUGACCGUGACAGAAGCCGGCGAAAAAGAUAUUUCGUCGAGUUAUUUCGUCACGUUCGGCUUGUCUACGUAUCACAUGACUUUCUACGGCAUGACAUCUUGACAGAAGAACUUGUAAAAGACAAUGACAGCGCUCUGACGCUGGUAAAGGAUGCCAUCAACUUAGUUGACUCUCAAAACUACGAUAGUUUCUUUGUUCCACCUCGUAAGUCGCUCGAGACCCCUGUCUUAGUGAUCAAUGGGGGUGAAAACAUCCUGUGUUACUUUCCUCGUGAGAAUGGCUGGUGCAAGUUAGGUGAGAUACCAGCUGAAUUUAUCAUGCAUGGCAAAUUUGUCCCUUGUGACGGUCAGUUGUACAGUACCAUACAGGAGGCGUCAUACUAUAUACCUCGAUCUUUAAAACAGGUAACAUAUAAUCCAUACUCUAACAAAUGUGUACGAUUACCAUCCUUGGAAGAACCAUGGCGAUAUUUGAGGAGAAUAUUUGUUAGAAAUGGCGAUGAAAUGUACGCUUUGAUGUCUGAACCAUGUGUCAUGGACCAUUUAUUAAACUGGCGGAUCCGUGACGGACGGCGGACAAGUCGGCGCGUUUCCCGUGUUGACUUUUCUGGAAGAGAAACAGAGCAAAAGUGUGGCAGCCGAAAACAUACUUCCUUCCUCGCGAAGUACAAACCGGAAACAAAUUCAUGGGAAGAGGUAUCAUCAUUUGAUCAUUUGGAUCAGAGAGAAGAUUUUUGCAUUGUAGCCAAAGAUCAUUUUAUCUAUUUUAUUGGAGGCAUAUUAUGGCCUGCUGGUAACGAGUGCACUUUCCUUUCCAAUGUUGACAGGUAUGACGUGAGCAAAAACAAAUGGGACAAAGUAGCUGACAUUCAAAUGGCGAGAAAGUGGGCUCAAGGAGCUGCUGCUAACGACAAAAUCUACAUUGCUGGAGGUGUUUCUCAGGGGUCGUGGCUGCCAGAAAGCUGUCAAUGUGAGGUGUACGAUGAAACAACAAAUGAAUGGCAGUUUAUAACAAGCUUCAGACUUGGACCGGGAAGAUUCAAAACCCUUCUGGCUGUUGACAACGAGGUUUAUGCCUUGAGUUGCAUAACUGACGGCUUCCGGUACGGAGAAACCAGUGUAAGAGUUGAAUGUUAUAACCCUGAAGAGAAUAAGUGGACGAUCAAAACUAGACUGCAAGAUAUACGCAAGGAAGGGAGUUGUGAACCACGAGUCAUUUGCUCAAUGAAACUUUUCAAAGGAUUAAUCAACAUGCGACAGAGGGUGGAAUCGUUCAGUCCUUCCUAUAGGCUUCCUGGAGCUGCUAAAACCCAGCCUUCAUUCUCUGCCAACAGUACCUGAGCUGAAAAUGCAUAAUCAUGAGUACUCUUGUUUACUAUAAAUCUCCUGUCCAAUUAACAGGAGCUAAUUGAAUUCGAGCCGAGCCAGAUGCUUAUCUGUGUUACGAAUGAUGACCAAAAUGUAAAAUUUUAAGGCUGGUUUUAAUAACGGACUCAAUAAGAACCAGUAAGGUGCUAUUAAGAAGCCGCGCUUCAGGCAAGGAAAACGGAAAAAAGGCGCUUAUUAUCAGCAUCUCAGUGCGACUGCGUGUAUUGCUUUUCAGCUUAUGCGUGCGCAACAGUGAUCAACACGCUCUACUGGUGAAGAUGUCUAUCGUCCAAAAACGAUGUUUUCCAAGUAUUCAGUUCAAACUAUCAGUAUUCUAUGGUGAAAACUAUCGUCAACGACUGACUCUGAAAAGCUGGUCCACCAACUCUGAUCUACCGACACCUAACAAGCGACCUAUUGACGUCAUAAGUAAAACCAAGUUAAACCGAGGAACAAAGUGACUUAAGUUUAAACCAUAGCACAUAAACAUCGUACGCUGGACAAAACUGUUCUGGAUCGACGUUUUUCGACAUAAAAUUAAGACGAAUAAACUGUAUCAAAUAAUUUUGUGAUUGUCUUAAACUUUAUUAAAUUCCACACAUGGAAACUUAUUUUUAUAUGGAUCAGGCAAGAAGGGCUUGCGUUACACCUUGUCCAAAUUUGGAAACUGAGUCACACAAGUAUGCAUAAUCACGUGAUUUCUGAGAAAAAAAAAAGUCACAUUUGGAGUGUUGUUUUGCGAAGAAACUCUUCACGUGCUUGUGGAUAUUUUUGUCAAGAUUUUGACCAGAAAACAUGAGAAAGAUUUAAAACUUAAUUGGUACUCGGAUACGAUACUGUCUUCAGAAACUGAUCUUCUUUGAAGUCUUUAAACUGUUCUUCCCUCUAGAUCGGUCUUCGUCUGUUUUGAAGAUGGCUGCCUUUAGUUCAAGUUCGUACAAGUCACAAUUGCCUAAAAUACUGCUGUGUUAAAGCGUUGGCGACCAAGAACCGGAGACGCUACUAUUUGUGCUUUUAGAAAUGUUUCCAGACCCGUUUUUGGGCUCAUCUAACAGCUUGAAAUGACUUUGUUUGGUUUGCCUUGAGGCCCUUCAGUGGUAGCAUCACAACCGGUAAUCUUUGAUUUAAACCGCUGAUGCAGGAUUAUAGUGCUGUUAAGAUAGAUUAUCGCUUUGUUCCUCAUGCCAUCUCGUCGAAUUCAUGAAAAAAAAAAAAACAUCCACAAACACGUAACGAUGUUCUUCGCACAACAACUCUGGUCUAACAUUGCGAUGGCGAUGUAAACCAUAACUAUUUUUUUCGCACAAAUCGUGCAAUUUUCCGUACUUUCAUAGUUUGUGAUUCAGUCCGCAAAUUUAGGUACGCUGUAACGCAAGUCUUUCUUGCGUGAACUGUAUGAAAAUAAAUUUCCAUGUGUAGAAUUUAGUAAGGUUUAAGAUAAUCACAAAAUUUUGUGCAUCGCUUUGUUUCUUUUAUUUUUUUGUCGUAAUACGUCGAUCCAUGACAGUUUUGUCCAGCAUACUAAGCAAUGUACGCAGAUUCAGUUAAGUCUGUUUUUUAUUUGGUCAGAUUGUAUAAAUCAUUGUCCUGACCAAGCACGAUGAUUAUUCUGGCUGUGAAUCAACAAAAAUGGAUGGUUUAUAAUUAAAGAUCUUUUUUGGAACAAAAUUUCCUUGUCUAUACGAAAAAAUCUAACAAAAUAAUUUGCGACAACCGGGAGAUAAAAUACCCCGACUGUUUACUGAUUUUGGACAAAGAUUUAGAAAUUCCCUGACCUGAUACAAAAUUCCCUGACUU
Messenger RNA from Orbicella faveolata, 4228 nucleotides. RefSeq names its product kelch-like protein 40. Gene Ontology annotation, molecular function: protein binding. The record is from RefSeq and is a predicted model, not a curated record. NCBI's taxonomy places the organism in Eukaryota, Metazoa, Cnidaria, Anthozoa, Scleractinia, Merulinidae.